This is a messenger RNA of Peromyscus californicus insignis, 8395 nucleotides long. RefSeq names its product forkhead box K1 (gene Foxk1). Gene Ontology annotation, biological process: regulation of transcription by RNA polymerase II. The coding region runs from base 19 to 2178 and encodes 719 amino acids. Lineage: Eukaryota; Metazoa; Chordata; Mammalia; Rodentia; Cricetidae. Gene Ontology annotation, molecular function: RNA polymerase II cis-regulatory region sequence-specific DNA binding; DNA-binding transcription factor activity, RNA polymerase II-specific; protein binding. The record is from RefSeq and is a predicted model, not a curated record. The transcript is spliced from 9 exons.
GCUCGGUGCUGCGCGAACAUGGCCGAAGUCGGCGAGGACAGCGGCGCCCGCGCCCUGCUGGCGCUGCGCUCGGCUCCCUGCAGCCCCGUGCUGUGCGCCGCGGCCGCGGCCGCCGCCUUCCCGGCCACCGCGUCCCCGCCGCCGCCGGCGCAGCCUCCGCCCGGGCCGCCCGCGCUGCCCGCUGUGCCCGGCUCCGGCCCGGUGCCCUCCACCACCGCCACUGCCACCACCGCCGCGCCCGCUCUGGUGGCCGCGGCCGCCGCCUCCGUGCGCCAGAGCCCCGGGCCGGUCCUGGCGCGCCUGGAGGGCCGGGAGUUCGAGUUCCUAAUGCGACAGCCCAGCGUCACCAUCGGCCGCAACUCGUCGCAGGGCUCGGUGGACCUGAGCAUGGGCCUGUCGAGCUUCAUCUCCCGGCGCCACCUGCAGCUCAGCUUCCAGGAGCCUCACUUCUAUCUGCGCUGCCUCGGCAAGAACGGUGUCUUCGUGGACGGGGCCUUCCAGAGGCGGGGAGCGCCAGCCCUUCAGUUGCCCCAACAAUGCACCUUCCGGUUCCCGAGCACGGCCAUCAAGAUCCAGUUCACAUCCCUGUACCACAAGGAGGAGGCCCCAGCAUCCCCUCUGCGGCCACUCUACCCUCAGAUCUCCCCACUGAAGAUCCACAUUCCGGAGCCGGACCUCCGGAGUCUCGUCAGCCCCAUCCCUUCCCCAACUGGCACCAUCAGCGUCCCCAACUCCUGUCCAGCCAGUCCCCGAGGAGCUGGGUCAUCAGGUUACCGCUUUGUCCAGAACGUGACUUCAGACCUUCAGCUGGCCGCGGAGUUUGCAGCGAAGGCCGCCUCUGAGCAGCAAGCAGACACGUCUGGUGGGGACAGCCCCAAGGACGAGUCGAAGCCACCGUACUCCUAUGCGCAGCUGAUCGUGCAAGCCAUCUCCUCGGCACAAGACAGGCAGCUAACACUAAGUGGCAUCUACGCCCACAUCACCAAACAUUACCCUUACUACAGGACUGCUGACAAGGGCUGGCAGAACUCCAUCCGACACAACCUCUCUCUUAACCGUUACUUUAUCAAAGUCCCUCGGUCCCAGGAGGAGCCUGGGAAGGGCUCUUUUUGGCGAAUAGACCCAGCUUCUGAAGCCAAACUCGUGGAGCAAGCAUUCCGAAAGCGGAGACAGAGAGGCGUCUCCUGCUUCCGCACCCCUUUCGGGCCUCUGUCGUCGCGGAGUGCUCCAGCUUCACCCACCCACCCUGGACUGAUGUCCCCUCGUUCCAGUGGCCUGCAGACCCCAGAGUGCCUGUCUCGGGAAGGCUCCCCCAUUCCACAUGAUCCCGACUUGGGGUCAAAGUUAGCCUCUGUUCCAGAGUAUCGCUAUUCCCAGAGUGCCCCAGGCUCCCCUGUCAGCGCCCAGCCCGUGAUUAUGGCUGUCCCUCCCCGACCUUCCAACUUAGUGGCUAAGCCUGUCGCCUACAUGCCAGCUUCCAUAGUAACCUCACAGCAGCCCUCAGGCCAUGCUAUCCAUGUGGUGCAGCAGGCCCCCACUGUCACCAUGGUGAGGGUGGUAACCACCUCCGCCAACUCAGCCAACGGGUACAUCCUCGCUAGCCAGGGCUCCGCCGGGGGCUCCCACGACACAGCAGGCACAGCCGUGUUGGACCUGGGCAAUGAGGCAAGAGGUUUGGAAGAGAAACCCACCAUAGCAUUUGCCACAAUCCCUGCAGCCAGCCGAGUUAUCCAGACGGUCGCCAGCCAGAUGGCCCCAGGAGUCCCUGGACACACAGUCACCAUCCUACAGCCAGCUACACCAGUGACUCUCGGGCAGCACCAUCUUCCAGUCCGGGCUGUCACUCAGAACGGAAAGCAUGCUGUGCCCACGAAUAGCUUAACUGGGAACGCUUAUGCCCUCACCAGCCCCCUGCAGCUCCUGGCAGCCCAGGCGAGUUCAUCCACACCAGUGGUCAUCACCCGGGUGUGUGAGGUAGGGCCUGAGGAACCAACAGCAGCCGUCUCGGGGGCCACCAAUGCCACACAGACCCCAGCAACCUCCACUACCACAUCUGCCUCUUCCAGCGGGGAGCCCGAGGUCAAGAGGUCCCGGGUAGAGGAGCCCACUGGGACAGCCACCACACAGCCCACAGCAAUGGCAGCCACUGGCCCACAGGGACCAGGUACCGGCGAGUGAAGUCACCUGCGGGAAGGUGCAGUGGGACUCACGCCACAGGUGCCCAGGUGGCCAGCUGCUGCACUCAAGGACGGAGUAGAGAGGUUGACAGCCGCCUGCAGCACAUGUGCCACGAGGGUGACCGCCACACUUGGACAGUUUCCUUUUUAUCUCUCCUGUCCUCCCAUGGUUUGAAACAAAACACAUAAACACGUUCAGACGACUUGAUUGUAUGAAUCUGGGGGUUCUGUGUGUUUAUUUACCCCUCCCUCAUGCCAUCACCUCUCCACAGUUCUUGUGGGAGAAGGUCUAGCCCAGCUCCUCAGGAACAGAUCCCAGCCAGCACCCUCAAGAAGAGUGAGCCCCAGGAUUGGACAGAAGUGCCACAGCGCAAACCCCGGCUGCUCUCCAUGGGAGCCAUCCACAGACUUCCUGUUUGUAACUCAGUGGGAAUGGACCAGAGAACAGAGAAUGGCGUGCGGCUGGGAUGCAGAGUCUUCUCCCCAAAAGUGACAUAGGUUGUGGCAUUAAUUGGGGUCAGGAGGUUACCUUGGCUUUGGACCCUAAAAUAUUUCUUACAGUUAAACAUGGAAUUUGGGCUCAUCUCAAAACCUGAGACACACAGAAGGGUUCACGUGUCUUUGGGGUUCCCUAUGGUAGCCAGCUGAGCAGUCAGUAGCAGACCCAAGCACUCACCCACACCAGCCCCUGGUGAACAUGCCGCUCUCCCCGAUAACUUCAAGAAGGAUCAGCGGCUCCAACAUUGAUGUUGCAAAGUCCUUUGGCUGGAAAACCAGCCCAGGGCCAGUGGCCGUGGCAUCCAUUCCCACAGCACUGGCUGAACCCAGAGUGGCAAGCUACAACGGACAUCCAGGGAAACCUGGGCAGCUUCAGGGGAUGUCAGCCAGCCCCUUGCUCAGCAGGGAGGAUAUUGGUAUGUGCCCGUGGAAGCUAGCAGGGCAUGUGUCCUGUAUUUCCGGCAGCUGGAGGAUCUGGGCAACCAUCUGCUCACGUUGCCUUCCCCUCACACAUUCCAGUUUCCUGAGCACCCCAAGACGUGUCCAGUUUGCAAAUGGAAACCCUCUCUUCUACCUGAAGCUGGGGGUCCCUGGCCGUUAUCCACCGGAAAGGAAGCUACCUCUCCGGGCAGCAGUUGGUGCCAAGUUUGAUUACAGUGUGGCAAGAACCAAAGUAUGGAGGUCAGCCGAGGACUUGGAUCCCCAGAGGUCCCUUUGCAUGCCCAGACAAGCUACCAGCAGCACUUUCAACAUACACCAAGUCGCAGGAGUAGGAGCCACUGAAUGUUUCCCUCAGCUUGGGAAUGAGAUGGUUCUGCAGAUAGUAACAGCAGCUGCAUGACAGACUUGAAGGCAUCCAGGAGCUCAGUGUUGGUCCUCCUGGAGGGUAGGCCAUAAGCAACAGCCACCGCUUGGACAGAGCCCAGACCUAUCCUUGGCAUCAGACUUCCCACCAGCCUUCUUCCUCUGCCUGGGCCCGGUCAGAAGAGAGAGAGAGCCCCGUGAGCAGAGAGCAGGCAAUCCCAGGAAAGGAAGGGGCCACAGCUGUACAAGCUGCCUUUGCUGGAAGGGAUGCCAGCCAGUGACCUGGAGGCUAUGGGGAGCAGGUGACCAGGUGGGAUGAGUCCAAGCUCCACCCUACGGCUGCCACCACUGAAGCCGCCAGCCCCCCCCCCCCCCCCACAUCAGGGACCAGUGCGGGGUGCCUUCCUCAGCUCUCUUGAGCUGUCAUCCCAGCUCUCCAGCCAGUCGUUUCUGUAGUACUAAACUUCAAGCAGGAAGUAAGCUGUGUUUCGAAGGCCUCCUGUCUGUUGCCUGGGAGGUUUCAGAAAGCUGGGGCUGGGGUGGCAGUGACUGGGGGGAGGGUUUUCCAGGUGGAGCUGUCCCUUGGAAUAAGCAAACGGCCCUGUCCCACAUCUCUCUGUGCCUCGCAUGAACUUGUUCUGUGUGCCUGGUGUGAGCAUGAGGUUAGGGAAGCGGGAAUGGGCUGAGGCCAUAAGGGACAUUAGUGCCACCUGUUGAUUUUCCCUUCAUUAGCCAUUUACUCCAAGGCUGUGCAUGGUCAGUCUGCAAGGCAGAUUAUUUGUGGAUUGUCAUGGUAGGCACUGUGUGCAGCCCCUGCAUGGAACUGUGGGUCACCAUCUGUCGCAUCUGUCAUCGGGUCUCAGUAUGGCUCUCCUGGCUCCUGAGACAUCAUGGUGUCCAUCUUCUGUGGCAGAUCCUCUCAUCAUUACCAAAGGUGUGGAAGGAUGUAGAAGGAGAGAGUGCCACACACACUGUCCUAGUGUCUACAUGACCUUAAGGCCCUAUGCCCCUGGUUGGGCAGCCUGAGCUAGAAAGGAGGAGGCUAGCCUGGUGCCGCUGCUCUGGAAGUGGAUUUGGUCAUCUACCAGGCAGCACCCUAGCUUUUUCCCACAGCCACAGACCCAGAAUAGCCAGUGCUCAGGAAUGCACAGCCAGCUGGAACUCGCUCCCAUGAGCUCUGGGACAUCAGGUAGAGUCCAGCUAAGCUAUGUGUGGAAGCCAGAGCCUGGGUCAGGGGCCAGGAAGACCAUGACCAUCUACUGUGUAGACCAUGGCUGGCAACCCUGGAGGACCUCACCAAACCCUGUGGUUGGGGAAACAGUUCAGGGACAGAUGUGACGCCUGGGGACCUAUUCCUCAGGGUACACAGGGGCUCCCAUCUCUGGCAGAGCUUUAUCUGAGCUUGCCUUGUUUUGGAAAGUUCCCUGGCAGAUCAGGUGCCUGGCUGUCCACACAUCCACUGUCUUCUGUUUUGUGUCUGGGACUCGCCAGACUCACAGAUGCUGCGCGCAUAGGAAGUCACCAUGGUGACUGGAAGUGAAGAGACCCUGCCUGAGAGCCUGCCUGCGCUCUCUCUCUGCUCCUUCUCCCCUGCCCAUCUCCUUCCUCCUCCUCCUCCUUUUUCCCUUCCUCCUUCCCUUUACCUUACCCCUUCUGUUCCUCUUUUGCUCCCUCAUCCUUGCCUCCUCUGUCUUCUCCCCACCUCAGCUUUCAGCCUGGCACCCAGGGCAUGAUAAACAUGUCUGUCAUCAGCUUCUGGAGCCUUGCCUUUGUGCAAGGUGGGGUAUCUGACUCACUAGCCAUAAGGAAGCCCCACAGACCCUUCCCCUGCUUUCCACAUCCUUAUAAUCUAGAGAUCUACCACCUCCCCGUCCUGCCCCUCGCCAGGCUUGCCAGGGUCUGAGAUUAUAGGUGCCACCCAGCCUACCACAGUAUCCCGGGAGAGCCGGAAAGGGGUACGUCCAGGUGAUGGGGUCCGUCUCUUCCUUUAGAGAAACAAGGCAGUGGUAAAGGAGUCCAUGCACGCAGGAAACUUUUCCCAUAGAGAAGAAGCGGUGGUGGAAUGGAAUGCUACUGCUUUUCCUCAAAAACCUCAAAUUCCACAAUGCACCCAUGUGACGUUGCCUACUCUGGGGUGGGCGCCCCCACCUUGCUGACAAGCCCCUCCCUCCCCAUCUGAAUAGCUCAGUGCCUGCUCUAGCGUAAGUCAGAAGGUCUCUAUUCUGGUGAAAGACCCCUUGUGUGGGGAGCAUCACAUCCCAGUCACUAGUGGUAAAGUCACCACAAGUGACAACAGGGUAACCCCUUGUUUGGGUUCAGAGUGACAGAGCGCUUGCCUAGCGCCUCACCUCAGAAUACCUCUGCUUAGAAGCAAUAUACAAAGGGUAAGUCAAGUUGUUCCCAAGAUCACCUCUGCUGACUCCAGCUUCCUCGAGAGCAGGACCUCUGACAUGCACUUUGGCUUGGGGGAGGCAGAUGAGGGCUGGGGACAAACAGUAGCCAAGGCCGCCUCAAUUCCACCUGCCACUUCAGUCCUGUCCCCAACUGAAUGUCCCCUUUCAUCUGUGAGUCCCCUGCCCCAGGCUUUGAAUUCAAGGUGGUUCCUUCUGGGUUUCUGUUUUGUUUCUUGUGGUGCUGGAGACUAAACUCGGGGCUUUGUAUGGGCUAGGUAAGCCCCUAGGCAAGGGUUCCGCUGAGCCACACUCCCAGCCCUUCGGAUUUUUUAAACUUGAGACAGGGUCUCACGAAGCUUCCUAGGCUGGCCUUGAACUUGCAAUCCUCUUGUCUCAGCUUCCUGAAAUGCUGGGUCUAUGUGCCACCAUAGCCCAGUGCUCUUGUCUUUUUGUGUUUUUUUUUCUUCCUCCCUCCCUCCCUCCCUCCUUCUCUCCCUCCUUCCCUCCCUCACCCCCCUCUCUUUCUUUUUUCUGUACCAAAAGCUGCUACAUUGGUAACACAGAGCAAGGUGUGGCCUAGAUGCCUCACAGACUAGCACUUGGCACCCACUUUCCAUAGCCUGUGGUUUGAACAGUUUGGGAAUGUCAUUCUUGGGGUCACUGCUUCCCUCCCUCUGCCCUCCGCAUCGCUAACCCCUGAAGUCACACCUGCUUGGCAAGUGGCGUUCUGUGACCCAGCCUCAGGCCCAUUUCACUGACUUUGUUUAGGGAAAAUAGUUUUCUACUUGUGUUUAAAAAAUACAAAAGCUACUUGAGUGCUCCUAGCUUCUGGUUCUACUUGCUCCUCUGCUCUUCUUUUCCACUGCUCUGAGCUUCUCUCUAGCAGGCUUCAGCUCCGCUGCUGCAGGGAACAUUCUAGAACUACCCUCCAGGCGGCUGGCGCACAACACCCUGGCAGGGCUGUCCCACAGAUGAGGCCAGCCACAUGCCUUAUCCACAGGUACCACCUGGGUGUGAGGCAGGACAGAGGGUCUCCCGAAGUUCUUGGUGAGAGGAAAUGGCUAAUCAGAGGCUAGGGGGAGGUGAGCCAGCAGGAUUGGAAGCUGAGGGCUGCCCUCAGCUCUGUCUUAGCCCUCACAGCUGGUGCAGGCAGGGGUAAAGAGAGCAGAUCUCUUAAUCAUGGGUAUCUCUCUCCAAGAGGAAACUUCACUGGAGGGCUUCACUUACUGUGAAAAGCAGUGUAUGCGUUUCUAUACUUGGGCUCAACCACCAAACACAGGCUUCCUGGGACCCCCAGGACUUCCUCCUUCAUCUGCCCCUAACCCCCGCUUCGUGAGAGUUAGAGGGGUGAGAGAGCUUGCUGCCUUACCUCUGGAAUCCUUGCUGCUCUGACUGUUCACAAGGUGAACCAUGUUGAGGAACCUGGGCCCCAGGAGCCGAGGAGAAGCUUGAGGGUGGACAGUGGCCAGGCUUGCUCCACGCCCUCUGCAUCUGAAGCACUUGCCCUCAUCAGAGCAACCUCAGCACUGUCCCCUGAGUCCCUGGGACUGUGCUGACCCUGCUAGAGUGACCCUCGUGAUCCACUAAGUAUUUAUGUUCUUUGUCCUGUGUGUAUCCACAUGACAAACAUGGCUUCUUGAGUCUGAAUUGGCUGAAACUUUAAUUUUUAAUUGGUAAAAUUGGGAAUAAAAAAAAAAUCUAACAUUUUCAUUUUUGCCCCUCUCUCCCAUCUUUACUUUUUAACAUCCUUUCGGGGGUGGGGGACAUCUGGGAUCCCUGAUAAUACCUUAGCUUGAUUCCUGGGCUGGGAAAAGGUGGUGGGGGCAGGAAGAAGAGACCCAAACUGUCUUCCAGGUCUCUCCUUGAAUUCUGCUGUGUCCUUGGCGGGGCCAGCAGCUGUGCACGUAUGAGGGAGGGGCUAAAGCCGGUAGUGAGGUCUUUCUCUUUCUUAACUGAAUGAUAAUUCUGUAAAAGUAAUUGGGGGGAGGGUGUUCAGGGAGUAUGUGUGUGUGUGUGUGCGCGCGCGCGCGCGCAUGUGUGAUUUUGUUUUUGUUUUUUACAGUGGCUGUCUAAAGUAUUUUCAUGAUAUGUUUAACACGUAGUGCUUUAAAAGCAGUGGUAUCCUAUGCGCUGGGAAUCCUGGUUCCAGAGAUGUGCCCCACCUUGGUGGGUGAAGGUCCCACCCAGGAGGCAGGGGUAAGGCCUGGGGUCAGAAAGGCCUGUGGACCCACAUCCCAAGCAGCACCACCUGGGCAUUCAUUUCAAACAGGAUACAGUAUUUUUUUAUAACAGAACCAUCCUUUUUUUUAAAAAAGAGUUUGACACCUGAAUGUGAUUUCUAACUAUUAUUAGACGUUAAUGUUUUAAAGCUAUAACAAAGUGGAAAUUUUCUACUUCUUUUUCAUCCAUUUGAACUGUUCUUUUAUCUAUUCAAUUGUUGUAUGUGGCUGGGGAAGCUCUGUUUUCUCCUCUUAGCGUUUGUUUCUAUAACCAGAAAUAAAAAUUAUAUAUUAAAGAGAUGUA